Protopterus annectens (West African lungfish) is the source of this 9049-nucleotide messenger RNA. It is a transcript of the gene MIA3, whose product is annotated as MIA SH3 domain ER export factor 3. Gene Ontology annotation, cellular component: endoplasmic reticulum exit site; endoplasmic reticulum membrane. Bases 207 to 8570 code for a protein of 2787 amino acids. Gene Ontology annotation, molecular function: protein binding. Gene Ontology annotation, biological process: endoplasmic reticulum to Golgi vesicle-mediated transport; protein secretion; vesicle cargo loading. The transcript has 27 exons. Lineage: Eukaryota; Metazoa; Chordata; Ceratodontiformes; Protopteridae. The record is from RefSeq and is a predicted model, not a curated record.
ACCGGCAGUAGGAGUCGCGGUUUAAUUCUACAUAGGACUUACUGAACUGUCUCUCACGACAGAGACAAACUGGAUACAAAGAAGGGAUUCCCUUCAAGUUAUUGACACCAUACAUUAUUUACAGUACAUGCAAUACUAUAUGUAUAAACGGAGAGAUCAAGAAAUAGCGCCCCUCCUUUCUGGCAGUUAUAAACAGUGCCUACGAUAUGGCUGCUGUCGUCCGUGGAUCAGUCGCAGCAUACUUUCUAAUAGCCUAUUUACUUCACCUGGCCCACAGGGUGACAGCGGCGACAAAAGGUCUGGAUAGGACGUUCGCGGAGUACAAACGCUGUGCCGACGAGGAAUGCAGCAUGUUAAUAUGUCGGGGUAUAGCUUUGCAAGACUUCACAGGACCUGACUGCCGAUUUGUAAGCUUUAGAAAAGGAGAAACAGUGUAUGUGUAUUAUAAAAUGGAAGGAAGAACAGAUAGAGUAUGGGCUGGAUCUGUUGGCAGUGAGUUUGGAUAUUUUCCCAAAAAUUUAAUUAAAAUUGACCAUAUAUAUUCUGCUGUGGAAAUGGAAGUGCCGUCAGAUGAAACAGAUUUUGUUUGCUUCAAUGGAGGAGAAGACGACUUUGACAAUUAUAAUGUAGAUGACCUUUUGAAUAUAUCAGAGAUUCAGGAAGACAAUUCAGUAGAAGAUGGCCCAGAUUUACAUUCUGCUUCUGAACUUAAAAAUACAAGCAGUGAGCCUUUAGAGCAAGUGGAGGAAGAAGGGGAAACUAGUAUAAACACAGGAUACACUAUGGAUUCAGAAGUACUAAUUAAACAGGAGAAGGCUUCUGGAGAAGAGCAGGGAGUAGACACUACGGAUUUAACCGAAGAAACAGCUGGAUCUCAGGAAAAAACAUCACAGUCCUCUGCCUAUAAAGAGUCAAAUUCAUAUCAAGACCUAGAUAAAAAUAAUGUAUUUAAUGAUGAAGAUCCAGCUCAUUCCCCGACAGGCAGUGUUUCCACUCACCCAAAAGAAACUAGGGGAGUUGUGCCAGACAGUAUUCACAGCAGAGAUUCUAGCAUGUCUUAUGGAAAAAGUGAAGUAUUAGAUGAUCAAGAAAAAGUGCGUAAACAAAUGAUAGACUUAGAAACGAACUUUGGGGCUACUGUAGAUGCCAUUGUUUCAGGUGAUGAGAUAACAAGGAAAGUGACUUCACCAAAUGACAAUUCUGAAUCAGAAGAUUUUGAAAACCUGGUCACUGAAAGUGAGGAUGAAGUGCAUGAUGCAGAGGAAGUACUUUUAUUGACACAUUCUGUGGAGGCUGUAUCAUCUGAAGCAGUUUCUGAAGAUACACAACAUGAAAACGAGCAGCAAAAAAGCAUAUCAGACAGUGGUACCUUAGAAGAAGGUGAAAAGUUCAGAGAAGCAGAACUGGUAAAUCAGGAUAAUAGUCAGUUAAGGGAUCAGAAGUUCAAUGAGAAUAAAUACUCAGAAAGUAGAGAAAUCAGAUCAACAUUAGGAGAUAGCAAAAUGGUGGAGGACAAAAACAAUUAUAAUGAAGGAGACGAAAAUGAAUACAUUGACAUGUUAGAUGUGGAAACAGAAGAAACCCAAGAAAAAACAUUAGAGAAGGAAGAAUCUCAAGAAAAAGCACAGCAAUUUCAAAAAAUGAUGAAUCUGAGUACGACAUUGGGAGACACAGUUAUUGCAGUUGUAAGUGAUGAUGAAAGCACAAAGAUGGUCACAGAUCCCUAUGGUGCCAGUUUUAUUGAGGAAGCUGUUGAGGAAGAUAAUGUGGAAGCAGGAGCUGCAGAAGAUAAAGUUUAUCUACUAGAAAUGGAAAAGGACACUCAAGAAAAGUCAGAUAUUGAUUAUCAAAAAAUUAUAAAGCUACAGCCAAACUUUGGAGAGAAAAGUGAUAUAACUGUACAUAGUGAUGGAACUGUAAACAGAGACAAAGAAACUGAAAGUGACAUCAGUGAAGAAUCUGAAGAUACAGGAAUAAAUGUAAAUGAACAAAAGGAAAAAGUUUCAUUUAGAGAGUACAUUAUGUUAAAUACUACAUUUGGAGGUUCAAUUGAUGCAGUUGUAAGUGACGCUGAGAACACUAAGAAAGUCACAGAUCCUGACUAUAUUGAUGAUGUGGAAGGCAAAGAAGGGAAACAUACACAAGUUAGUGGGAGUAAAGAUGAUACAGACAUUUAUCUUAUAGGUAUGGAUGCAGAAAAAGAGGAAACCCAGGAAAAAACAAGGAUUUCCCAACAAAAACAUAUAGGAGAAGAUACUAAAAUACCCAAGACAGAUGAGGAUAAAGAGGCUAACCUGUCCUAUACCAGUAAUGAAGAAAAUGAAGGAAGGUCAGCGGAGGUCCUCAAAAAAUAUGAUGUAUUACACGCAACAUUUGGAGAUACAAUUGAUGCAGUUGUAAGUGAAGCUGAGAAUACAAAGAAAGUCACAGAUCCUGGUUAUAUUGAUGAUGUGGAAGACAAAGAAGGGAAACAUAAACACGUUAUUGAGAGUAAAGAUGAUACAGACAUUUAUCUUAUAGGUAUGGAUGCAGAAAAAGAGGAAGGUCAGGAAAAAACAAGGAUUUCUCAAGAAAAACAUAUAGAAGACACUGAAAUAACCAAGACAGAUGAGGAUAAAGAGGCUAACCUGUCCUAUACCAAUAAUGAAGAAAACGAAGAAAAGGCAGCAGAGGUCCUCAAAAAAUAUGAUGUGUUACACUCAACAUUUGGAGAUACAAUUGAUGCAGUUGUAAGUGAAGCUGAGAAUACAAAGAAAGUCUCAGAUCCUGGUUAUAUUGAUGAUAUGGAAGACAAAGAAGGGAAACAUAAACACGUUAUUGAGAGUAAAGAUGAUACAGACAUUUAUCUUAUAGGUAUGGAUGCAGAAAAAGAGGAAGGUCAGGAAAAAACAAGGAUUUCUCAAGAAAAACAUAUAGAAGACACUGAAAUAACCAAGACAGAUGAGGAUAAAGAGGCUAACCUGUCCUAUACCAAUAAUGAAGAAAACGAAGAAAAGGCAGCAGAGGUCCUCAAAAAAUAUGAUGUGUUACACUCAACAUUUGGAGAUACAAUUGAUGCAGUUGUAAGUGAAGCUGAGAAUACAAAGAAAGUCUCAGAUCCUGGUUAUAUUAAUACAGAAGAGGAGGAGAAAGAUACACACAAUACAGAAAGUACUGAAGCAGAAAGUGGAACACAUUUGCAUUUCAUAGGCAUGAGUGAAAAAGACAAUCAAAUAAAAGAAGUUGAGUCACAGCAAAAAAUGAUAGGAGAUGGUAUAGAACUACACAAUGUAGUGGAAGAUAAAACAACUGACCUGCUAGAUAAGAAAAAUGAAGAAAAUGAAAAAGAGGUAAUAGAUACCCUCGAACAUGAGAGGUCACAUGCAAAAUAUGGAGAUACAUUUGAUGCAGCUGUAAGCAAGGAUGACAUCACAGAGCAAGUCAAAGCUUCUAGUUAUAUUGAUACUCAUGAGGAUGACAAAAAAGACAAAGAUACACAAAAUGGUGAGGCAGAAGAUGAUAAAAGUGCUGAGUUUAUAGAUAUAAAAGAAAAUCAAGAAAAAGAAGUUGUACCCAAAGAAAAAGUAGAAGUCUUAAAUACAUUUAGUGAUACGUUUGUUGCAGUUAUAACAGAUGAUGAAUACACAGAUGAAGUCACAGAUCCUACUAGUGUCAGUUAUGUUGAUGAAGAUAAUGAAGACCAUAUAAUCCAAGCUGAUGAUAUAGAUAAUGAUGAAAGGAUUCAUCUUUUAGACUAUGAGAAAGAGGUGUUCGACUCUACCUAUAGUAGUGCUGCAGAGCUAAGCAGAGGGGACAUUGAUGAAGAAGAGCAGGAGGCAGAUAUGAGCAGCACCAAUGAGGGUGCUCUAGUAAAAACUUUUUAUUCAGAAGAAAAUGAACAGACAGUCAGGACAGAUACAAGCAGUGAUCCACAUAUGGUACCUACAGACAUUGAAGCUUCUGGUGAAGUUAUAUUAAAAGAUGCAUCUGCUGAGCUAACAGAGGAUACUAUAAGGGAUGACAGUACUAAUGACAUGGGUCAACAAGGAACUUCAUUUAAAGAAAGUGAAACUUUUAAAGAUGGGGAUAUAAAUGUUGAGAAAUUAGGGAUUUCAAAAGCUGAACCUCAGUCUGAUCUUGUGGCUGACAGAUCCAUCUCUCACUACAGUAGAAAAAGUGAUGACCUGGUAGAAGCAGUAAAAGCAGAUACUGAUGAGAAGCCUGAGGAGCAAACUACCAAUGAAGCUGAACAGGAAAGUGAAGAAGAAGAAGAAGUAGAAGAAGAAGCAGAAGGACUAAACAACAGUGAUAUUAAUUCAAAGCUGCAUGACAUUCCUCUUAGUCAAGUUUCAAAAGGAUCAUUGAUAUCUGAAAAUGGAAAUGAAAGGCAAAGUAAGCAAAGUCUUGUAGCUGAAAUGCAAGAUGAUGAUGUAGUUUGGGAGAAAGAUGAAUCAGAAAAAGAUAACAGUGAAUCUAAACCUGAUGAAGAUAAUGCAAGUUGGGAGUUACUAGAAGGUGAACUGCUAGAAGAUGAGAAUGCAUUAAAUGCUAAACAAAACAAAGUCCAUAUUAUGGAGAGUGGGCAUGAUAAAUUACAUGUAUCAACCACAACUCCAGAAAAGCAAAGAGUGACUGAUACUGCAGAAAUUAAAUCAGCAAGAAUAAAUAUAGAGGAAAUAACUGCAGACAUGAAAACAGAAGAAAAUGAGGAGUAUACAUUAGAGGCUGUGAGUAUAGAAAAAAAUGGGAUAGCAGAUAAAACUGGUGUUUUAGACAGUAUGGCAGAGCAACAGUCCAGUAAAAUCAAAGAACAACUAAUACUGGAUAAAGUAAAAGAGAAAGAAUCAGAAGGAGUUAGCAGACGUCAUCUAACUGGUAUACCUUCAGAUGGAGAUUCUGAGCUACGGUCAACAGAAUCCCAAGAAUAUUUGUUACAAGAAACACAGGAUGCAGCAAUUACCAGUGUUUUGGAAAAAGAGGAAAACACUACAUCAGCAAGUGCAUUAAAGAACAAGUCCUUAGACAGUAGCAAAGAAGAUUUACAGGACUUCUCCAGAACUCAGCAUGAGGCAAGUCAGUUUUCUCAGGAUUCUGGAGCAAGAUAUGAAGACUCACAUACUUCACAUCCAAAUCAGGAAGCACCCAAUGAUGAACCAGUGUACAGUGAAUCUGUAAAUCAGCUUACUAUUCUUAAGGCUCACUUUGAUGACAAACACUUUGAACGGUUCCACAAAUUCCUGGGUCUCCAAAAUAUUCUCCAAGUAGAAGCUAUGUUUCAGGAUAUGGAAGCAGAACUAAAGCUUGUUAGGAAGAAUGACUUCAGCUAUGAAAAGACAGAAGAAGCUUUGGACAGAAUUUUUGAAUCUUCUGAGUCUUCCAUCUUGAAGGUAGUAGAAGAGGUACUUGAUCAAAGGGAGGUACAGAGUGAAGAUAUAAUGGAAGCUGACAAAAGUAUGUUUGAUGAAGAGUCUUCACUGUUGGAUGACUUUCAAGAACUGGCAUACAUUUUGCGGCAGAAGUACUCAUCUCUAAGUGACAGCACUCCAUUUGCACCUGGAGCACAGCUGCCAGAAAAACAGUCAAUACCACCUGAAUCAGAUGUAUCAGAAAGAUUUGCUGCCCCAGACAACACUGUGGUAUCUGAACAGCCUCUCCUGAAAGCAACACCUGCCUUACCUUGGAUAAUUACAGCCUUGGACAGUGUGAUCUUACGGGCCAAAGAAAACAUGAGGCCAUACGCAGAAAUACCUGUCUCUGGCACAGCACGUGGAGUUCUGACUGAAACCCAGGUGACUGACAUUCAGCUAGCAGCCCCAGUGCUGCAGGAGCAGAUCAGUGGAUGGAAAGAAGUAAAGGAGUGUGGCUUGCUUGGUUCUCAUGGGGGAAUAGAGAGGAUUGCUCAUAAUUUGAUGAUUGCUAUGGAGCAUACCCCACAAACUGUGAAAGUGUCACAACACAGAUAUGUCCUUAAAUGUAGUUCCACAACUGCCAUGCAGAACUAUCUUUCUGACAGAAUGUUUGCAAGUUUUGCUUCUUUGUCUAAAGUAGGGUCACAAGGUGGGAGUAUUCAGAACCUCAUUCCUCAACCUGCAGACCUUGAAAGACCGCAGCCUUGCUAUUGUGCUCUGCCCCUCUUUUGUCAUUUAGACCCUAUAAACUUGUUCACUUUUUUCUUAUUAAUUUUUAUUAUGGAAUCCCUCGGUAAUCAGGAAUUGGGCUAUGAUGACAUGACAGCGGUCAAAGAAGGGACAGAAGCUGUGAUGGGCCCCUUUUCCGUGUGUUAUAGCUUCCUGGUAGCAAGGAUUGUCCAGCUUGUGUCAGCAUUACCAGAGGACAUGAGACCUGGUCCAGAUUUUUACGGCGUAUCUUGGGAGUCUGUUGUGGUUACAGCACUGGUGGGCAUUCUUACUGUUCUGAUAUUCUUCUGGAGGACCUGCCUGUCGGUAAAAAGCAAGAUGUAUCAAGUGACUGAAAGGCAACUUUCAGAGAAGAUUAGGCAGUUGAUACAAGAAAAAACAGAAGCUGUAGAACAGGUGUCUGAUUAUGAAAAAAAGAUUCUAGAAACACAGAUAUCUGUAGAAAAACUCAAGGAAGUUCUGGACGUACAUUCUAGUGAACUUACAGAGAUAAUUAUUAAUAUGGUAUUUUGUUUUCUCCAGCUGUUGAGGGAAGCAGAAGGUUGGAGUGAGAGGCACAGUGAAUUCACUGAACAAAUUCGACUUGCUCAGAAAGCACAGAAGGACUUGGAAGAGUCACUGGCUUACAAAGAAAAUGAAAUUGAGGCUUUGACAGAUUGUGUCAUGCAGCUCAGGCAGCUAGAUUCUGAAUCUGAAGCCGGGAAUGAAGAUGAUAAUAGUGACAGCUGGGAAAACACUACUGAGAUGGCCAAUGGAGAGCUGCCAGAGAAAAAGAAUGAGAAGCUGAAGCUAAAGAUAAAGCAGAUGAUGGAUGUUGCCAGGAUGAAAACAACUUUAAAAAUAAUAGAAGAAGAGAGGGAUAAUUUUCAGAUCAAGCUAUCAGAUGAAGUAACAGCUCGUCAUGAACUGGAAGAACAGAUUAAAAAAUUGGAACAUGACACUGGGUCUUUGAUGUCUGAAAAGUCUCACUUGGCGAAUGAAUUUAAAACAAUGCAACAAAGACUUGAGAUUCUGACGGAGCUGUACCAACAGAAGGAAAUGGCCCUUCAAAAGAAGUUAACACAAGAGGAGUUUCAGCGGCAGGAGAAGGAGCAGAAAUUAAGUGUAGCUGAUGAGAAAGCUGGGCAAGCAGUUGAAGAAGUGAAGAUGUUCAGACAGAGAAUUCAAGAAAUGGAAGACGAAUUGCAGAAAACAGAGAGAUCUUACAAAAAUCAGAUUGCAUCACAUGAAAAGAAGGCUCAUGAUAACUGGUUAACUGCCCGUUCUGCUGAAAGAGCUUUAGUGGAACAGAAGAGAGAAACUGCAAACCUAAGGCAAAAAUUAAUUGAGGUUAAUCAGAAGAUUGCAGAACUGCAAAGACCUUCCAUUAUAAGACCAACUCCAGGCAGGCCAGAUCGACAGAUUGGAAUGCGCCGAGGCCCAGUCAGCCAAGAAGGCUCUUUUGGCCCUUCUCCUGUUAGUGGUGGUGCACCAUCUCCACCAUUAAUGAUGGAUGGCCUUGGACGACCCCCAUCAGCUCCACUUCCACGAAGAGAAGUACCACGUGACAGAGGCGACCUAGAUGCAGUCCCUGGCUCUGCAAGUGGGCCCAGAACUUCCUCUCCUAGCUCAGCAGUGGAUGAAAUGCCAGCGCCUUCUACUGACUCUGCAGCUGCUCCAGUCUGUAUAGAGUAUGAAUCUACAUCUUCCCCCACUGCUACAUCUUUGCAGCACCAGUCUGUAGCAGUUAAUCCCAGUCCUCAAAGGCCACCAUCCUUUCCUGGGACACCUAUUAUGAACUCACCAGCAAGUGGAGCACCAGUGCCACCAGCAGCAGCACCACCACCAACUGUUACACGAUUUGGGCCACCAUUACCCAAAGGACAGUAUGGUCCUCGUAUUCCACCUCCAGUUCGUGGACUUCUGCCUCCUUUAGGCCCUAGAGAUCUCCCGCCUGGAAUGAUGGAUCUGGGUCCUGGGCCACUGCCACCACCACCACUUGGUCCAAGGGACUAUCCACCACUUUUACCACCUGGAGCUAGAGACCUUCCUCCUGGCCCAUUACCACCACCUCCACUGAGAGUAAGUCCUAGAGAUUUUCCACCUGGUCCUAGAGAUUUUCCACCUGGUCCUAGAGACUACCUGCCUGCUCCUAGAGAUUUUCCACCUGGUCUGAGAGACUACCCACCUGGUCCAAGAGAUUUUCCACCUGGCCCAAGGGACUUUCCUCCUGGUCCUAGAGACUUUCCAUCUGGUCCUAGAGAUCCUAGAGACUAUCCAAUGGGUCUUCCAACUCUCAGAGACUACCCACCUGGUCCUCCACCAAUUUCACAUGGCACAAGGGACUAUCCACCACCUCCACAAUUACGAGACAUUCCUUCUGGGCCAACCCCACCUCCAGGCAUCAGAGAUAACCCUCCAGGUUUGUCGGUAGUUCAGAAGGACUGCCCACCAAGCUCAGAUAUUCGACGAUGAUUUUAAAUUAUUACUAGUGAACUCUUGCUUAAAUGGAUAUGUAGGACUUUUAUGCAUUUUAAAAAGAUAUCCAUUGGCUUCAAAAUGAAAAUGAAGAUAUCAUUAGUUGAACUGGUGAUUCUCCAAGUUUCCCAUAGGUAUGCGUGUGAUGUGCAUGAGUGAGUAAGUAUGCGUGCCCUGUAAUAGAAUGGCAUCUCAUCCAGGAUUGGUUCCUUGCCUUAUAUCUGUUGCUUGCUGGGAUAAGCUGUGACUCCCUCCUGAUGUUGAAUAUGAUGAAGUGGUUAUCUAAGAAUGAACUAAUGAAUGUGUGAAUUAAAACAACAUUUAACUCAUUAACUUGAUACAUUUCAAUAUGUUUACUAAGAAAUACAGAAUUACCCAGCAUUUUUCUGUAGUGUCAUAUAUAUUAUUGCCAGUUUCACUGAAGAAAGAAGAAACAGAUUGUUAAUUUUCUAAUAAAUAAAGAAUAUUAGUAAAGA